Molecule: messenger RNA, 1152 nt
Organism: Artibeus jamaicensis (Jamaican fruit-eating bat)
Lineage: Eukaryota; Metazoa; Chordata; Mammalia; Chiroptera; Phyllostomidae
Gene: MCIDAS
Product: multiciliate differentiation and DNA synthesis associated cell cycle protein
Exons: 7
Coding region: 1-1152 (383 amino acids)
Biological process (GO): negative regulation of DNA replication; negative regulation of cell cycle
Cellular component (GO): nucleus
Source: RefSeq, a predicted model, not a curated record
AUGCAGGCGUGCGAGGGCGCCGCGGCGGGACGCCGGGCCUUCGACAGCAUCUGCCCCAACCGGAUACUGGAGCUGCGCGGCCGGGCCCCCGGGAAGCCCGGGAAGCCGGAGAGGAAGUUCGCCCCUCCGCGGACGUUCUUCUCCGGUUGCGGCGGCGGCAGCCCGGUGUCGGUGUACGAGGACCCCCCGGGCGCCGAGCCCGCUACGCUGCCGGCCCUCACCACCAUAGACCUGCAGGACCUGGCCGACUGCUCGCUGCUCGGGCCGGACGCGCCGCCUGCCGGUGACUCGGCCGCCUGGCAGAGCCAGGCCGCCCCGCCAACGGCGGUGGACUUCGAUCUGCAGGAUUUCGGGGACACGGUGGAGGAUCUCAUUGCAGACUCGUCCUCCUUGAUGUCACCUCCCCUGGCCAGCAGAGACUUCCCUUUUUCUCCGUGCGACACACUGCCCUUCGGGCCCUGCCUGUCCCAGCCACUGGACCCGCUCGCCCUGCAGCCGCCACCUCGCCCUGCGGACGCGCUCCAAUCGGAGCAGUACUGGAAGGAGGUGGCCGACCAGAACCAGAGGGCGCUGGGGGACGCCCUGGUUGAGAACAACCAACUGCACGCGACACUGACCCAGAAACAAGAGGAGAUCGCGUCGCUCAAGGAGCGCAACGUGCGGCUGAAGGAACUCGCCAGUCGGACCCGGCACCUGGCCUCCGUGCUGGACAAGCUGAUGAUCACGCAGGCCCAGGAUUGCCGGGCGGCCGCGGAGCCCUGCCUGCUCAAGGCCACUGCCAAGAGGAGCCUGGAGGAGUUGCUUGUAGCCGCGGGGCAGGACUGCGCGCAAGCAGACGCCAUCCUGAGGGAUAUUUCCGAGCACUGCGACGAAGGGCUGCAGAGCCACGACCCCAAGCGGCUCCGCCUGCAGCCGGAGUCGGCGAGCCUGCUCCGCCCACCCGGGCAACUGCACGGCGCCUUCCGGGGGCUGCGCACGGACUGCAGCGUGCGCGCACUGGACCUGAGCCACGGGGAGCUGGAGGAGGGGGGCUCCUUCUGCACCCCCAUCCGCAGCCACAGCACCAUCCGCACCCUCGCCUUCCCCCAGGGCAACGCCUUCACCAUUCGGACGGCCAACGGGGGUUACAAGUUCCGCUGGGUGCCCAGCUGA